AUGAAUUCAGAAUUCGAUUAGGUGAGUCGUGCAGAUUAAUAAUAAUAAGUUUAAGGGCGUAGAAGAUAGAGCAAGAUGGCUUAAAAUUAAAAUGAGUUAUUAGGAGUGAAUUUAGAAAAAUCUAAACUAGAUAGGAACGAAAUAACAUAAGUGGUUUACUAAUUCAAGAAAAGUGAUAAACCAAUUAUUCAAUUUAUAGAUCUCCUUAAUAUUGCUAAAAAGCUCAACUAUGAGGUUGAUAGUAAAGUAAAAGAGUUUAUUUUCAAGGAGUUAGAAGCUAGAAACAUAAAAAAAAUAGACAUAGAUGCUGCAAUAAUUGUUCUUUCGUAGGUCAAAACGUACUACCAAAAAUUAGAUGAAGAAAGUUAAAACAACUCUUUUAACGAAUAUGUCGAUGCUUUUGUAGCUUUAGGUGGCAAUCCUGACCAAACAGGAAAAGUAUCAAAGCAAACUAUUUUGGAAAUCAUUAAAACAGAGUUUGAGUUGACUUAUGACAUGGAAGUUUUUUUAGAAAAGAUAGAAGCUGGAGGAGAGUUCUUAGAUUUUCCUACAUUUUGUAUGCUUUUUGAGUAAAGUGAUGAGGGAAGAGGUCUUACUAAAACCAAUUCAGUGUUAUCUCUACUUUCUAAUAGAAGUCGUAAGAGUGUUAAGUCAAAUAACUCACUUAAAGUUAGAUACAAAGAUUUUGAAAAGUUUUAUGCUUAAAUGGAAUAGUAGGAAUAAUAAUAAAUGAAUACUCGUAAUUAAUUUUAGGAGCACGAUAGCUAAAAUAUUCCUUCUUCUCCCUGA
Messenger RNA from Tetrahymena thermophila SB210, 789 nucleotides. RefSeq lists its product as hypothetical. The transcript is spliced from 4 exons. NCBI's taxonomy places the organism in Eukaryota, Ciliophora, Oligohymenophorea, Hymenostomatida, Tetrahymenidae. The record is from RefSeq and is a predicted model, not a curated record.